Molecule: messenger RNA, 2000 nt
Organism: Clarias gariepinus (North African catfish)
Lineage: Eukaryota; Metazoa; Chordata; Actinopteri; Siluriformes; Clariidae
Product: oxysterol-binding protein-related protein 2-like
Exons: 1
Coding region: 65-1471 (468 amino acids)
Cellular component (GO): cytosol; membrane; intracellular membrane-bounded organelle
Molecular function (GO): cholesterol binding
Source: RefSeq, a predicted model, not a curated record
AACAGACUGCUGCUUUGAAAGAAUGAUUCUCUCUCACUGAUGAAAAUAUUCCUAACUGUCCAUCAUGAACAGUGAAGAGGAGUUUUAUGAUGCAGAGACAGGUUUGGAAUCAGAUGACUCCUGUGAAGUCAGCUUUAAAGAUGCCUCUGGGUUCGAAAAAAAACAGUCAUCUAAUGGCUGUGUGCGAUCAGAGAAUGGAAUGUCGGAACGAAGGACAACCCUCCCUGCCCCCAUGUUUUCCAGACAUGACUUCAGUAUUUGGGGCUUCCUGAAGAAAUGCAUAGGGAUGGAGUUGUCCAAGAUAACUAUGCCAGUGGUUUUUAAUGAGCCACUGAGCUUUCUUCAGAGACUUACAGAAUACAUGGAACACACAUACCUCAUUCAUAAAGCUUGCACACUAUCUGAUUCUAUAGAGCGUAUGCAGCUUGUUGCUGCAUUUGCUGUGUCUGCUGUGGCGUCACAGUGGGACAGAACUGGAAAACCUUUUAACCCUUUGCUGGGAGAGACCUAUGAGCUCAUAAGGGAAGAUGAGGGAUACCGGUUGAUGUCUGAGCAGGUUAGCCACCAUCCCCCAGUUAGUGCUUUUUACGCUGAAUCACUUAGCCAAGAUUUUCAGUUCCACGGCUCUAUCUAUCCCAAACUGAAGUUCUGGGGCAAAAGUGUAGAAGCAGAACCGAAAGGAACUAUGACACUAGAGCUAUCUAAGCACAAGGAGGUUUACACAUGGGCAAACCCUAUGUGCUGUGUGCAUAAUGUCAUCAUAGGCAAAUUGUGGAUCGAACAGUAUGGAACAGUAGAGAUCAUCAACCACAGCACCGGGGACAAGUGUGUACUUGCUUUUAAGCCUUGCGUUAUGUUUGGCAAAGAACUGCACCGGGUGGGAGGUCAUAUCCUUGACAAGAGUAAGAAGAAGCGGUGUAUUCUGUAUGGGAAGUGGACAGAGUGUCUUUACGCCAUAGAUCCAAAGGUCUAUGAAACAAAUAAGAAGGCAGACAAGAAAAGUGGAAAUUUGAAGAAACACAAGCAGGAACAAAGUACUGGUAGUGGUGCUGAUGAUGCUGAUGAAAUGCCAGAGGUUCAGGAAACAGUCACUAUGAUCCUUGGCAGUACAUUAUUGUGGAGGAUAACCCCUAGACCUGCACACUCGAGCCAGAUGUAUAAUUUCACCAGCUUUGCCAUGAUGCUCAAUAAACUGGCUCCUGGCAUGGAGGGUAUCAUAGCACCAACAGACUGCCGCCUGCGUCCAGACAUAAGAGCAAUGGAAAAUGGAGACAUAGACACUGCGAGUCAAGAAAAGGAACGACUUGAAGAAAAACAACGGGCUGCACGUAGAGAACGUGCUAAUAAUGAGGAGGAGUGGUCCACCAGAUGGUUCCAGCAGGGCACAAAUCCUUAUACAGGAACCUCAGACUGGAUCUACACAGGUGGUUACUUUGACAGGAAAUACUCUGACCUCCCUGAUAUCUACUGAUUGGAAAAAGAGCAAGUUUGCUUAUACCUCUGGUCUCUUCGUCACCUGGUCCUUAUCAUUAUCUACUCACAAAAAGCCUUUAUAUUUUUUAUAGUAUUAUUUUUUUUCUUUCAGCUAUCAAUAUGUGAGACAUACAUGAAUAGUUCACUGAACUUAUUAACAAAAUCUCUUCUGCCUACAUUUCAACCAAAUCUUUAUAUUUAAAAUCUAAAACCCAGAACUUAAUACGGCUGAUUCCUUUUUUUUUUUAUGUAGGAAAUGCAGUAUGCUUUCCCCACUCCCACACGUAAUUUACUUUUAUGGUAAAACACAUAGGUAAGACUAAGUUUAUGUAUAGUGAUUAAUGCACAAAUCGGGCUCCUCAUCAUAUGUCAUGCUUGUUAUACUCAGGUGUUUUAUGGAUACACUAUAUUAUUGAUGGCUUGUUACUACAUUAACAGCGAUGGAGUUUUAUGAGACUCUUUUAGCUUUUUAUGGUCAGACUAAUGCAACUAUUGUAUCAUUACUAUAAUAGCUAAUAAAUUGUCCA